GACAGCAGACGGGCAGGCGCGCAAAGCACGAAGUUAUCAAACUCCUAACUUGAAUAGUGCGAGGCAAGACACCACUUGAAGCACUUAGUUUAAUGUGUGUUCAUUGUGAACGGGAUCUAAAGGGAUCUAAUAUUCUGACUGAACCAAAUAUCUGGAACUAUAGGCUUGGAUCAAAUACGGCCGCUGCGAUGAACGUGUCUGCCGGGUCGGGCGUGUUCCUCCUGUCCCUGAUGUCCAUCCCCAUCUCCUUCCUCUUUAACUCACUCAUGUGCAACAGCAGGUAAGCAUUGAAGCUGUCUUCUUUGCUGGAUGCACGACAGUGCUCAUCCUGACCAUUUCGGCGCGGUUUCUGCUGAAGAGGAAGACCCCCGCAGACCCCCUCUUCUAUGUGUACGCGGUGCACGCCUUCCUGAGUGUGGUGAACCUGAUCAUCGGGCUGGAGCAGGACAACAUCAUCGACGGCUUCAUGACCUUCUACCUCAAGGAGGCUGAACCUCACAUCAACACGGCCUACGGUCACAUGAUCUCCUACUGGGACGGCUGCGUGCACUACCUCAUGUACCUGCUGAUGGUGGCGGCUAUCACCUGGGGGUACUGUCCGUCUGUCUGUCUGUCUGUCUGUCUGUCUGUCUGUCUGUCUGUGUCUGUCCGUCCGUCCGUCCGUCCGUCCGUCCGCCUGUCUGUCUGCCUGUCUGUCUGUCUCUACCUCAUGUACCUGCUGAUGGUGGCGGCUAUCACCUGGGGGUACUGUCUGUCUGUCUGUCUGUCUGUCUGUCUGUCUGUCUGUCUCUCUGUCUGUCUGUCUGUCUCUACCUCAUGUACCUGCUCAUGGUGGUUUACAGAGUGUUGUGUCCCCAGGGGCAGCUACCGGGCGAUCGGUCUGUACUGGGUGGGCUCCUUCCUCAUGAGGGUCAUGGUCUACAUACUGGGGAACGCUGUGGGGAAGUAUGGGACCCAGGUGGGUCCUCUGUUCCUCCUGCACAUCUCGUACGUCUUGGUGUCUGUCUGGGCCUGCUUCAGGGUCUUCAGCCAGCCCCCCACGCUGGAGAUCACAGGCCAAAGCAUCCCGCUGAAGCGGAGCAAGAAUGUCCUCAGGAGACCUCUAGACGUUCUGUUCAUCAUCUACCUCGUCCUUGCAACGGCUUUCUGCAUCUUCAGAGGCCUGGUUGUGCUGGACUGUCCCUGGGAAUGGUGUCUAGAGUACGCUCAGAAAUACGAGCCCUACCUGAAAGACCCUUCAGCCUACCCUAAAAUACAGAUGCUGGUGGGCAUGUUGUACUCAGGGCCGUACUACAUCAUGGCUCUCUAUGGGCUCGUGGUCCCUGGAUGUGAGUGGAUGCCAGACCUCACCCUUGUCCACUCGGGGGCUCUCGCACAAGCUCAGUUCUCUCACAUCGGCGCGUCCCUCCACACGCGGACCCCGUUCUCGUACCGCGUCCCUGCAGCCGGACAGCUGCUGUUCCUGCUGGUCAACCUGCUGUACGGCCUGCUGCCCCAGGCCCUUUGCUACCGCUGCGCCACACGCCCGGAGCUCUUCCUCCGCCCCAGCCCGGAACGGAAGACACAGUGAAGGAGCAAGAUGUGUGUGUGUGUGUGUGUGUGUGUGUGUGUGUGUGUGUGUGUGUGUGUGUGUGUGUGUGUGUGUGUGUGUGUGUGUGUGUGUGUGUGUGUGUGUGUGUGUGUGUGUGUGUGUGUGUGUUUGUGUGUGUGUGUGUUGGGGUGUGUGUGUGUGUGUGUGUGUGUGUGUGUGUGUGUGUGUAUGGUUAAAUAUAAUUGCACCAAAGUGUAUUAUUAGUGUGAAUAAUAAUUUAAUAAAUGCAACCAUUCAAUAAAAAACAUCCCACAGUA
Messenger RNA from Gadus morhua (Atlantic cod), 1848 nucleotides. RefSeq names its product transmembrane 6 superfamily member 1. Lineage: Eukaryota; Metazoa; Chordata; Actinopteri; Gadiformes; Gadidae. Bases 467 to 1570 code for a protein of 367 amino acids. The record is from RefSeq and is a predicted model, not a curated record. Gene Ontology annotation, cellular component: lysosomal membrane. The transcript has 9 exons.